Molecule: messenger RNA, 1667 nt
Organism: Sesamum indicum (sesame)
Lineage: Eukaryota; Viridiplantae; Streptophyta; Magnoliopsida; Lamiales; Pedaliaceae
Product: IAA-amino acid hydrolase ILR1-like 3
Biological process (GO): auxin metabolic process
Cellular component (GO): endoplasmic reticulum
Molecular function (GO): IAA-Ala conjugate hydrolase activity
Source: RefSeq, a predicted model, not a curated record
GUCCGAAUCCGCCAAUCCCAUUUCCAUGAUUUAAUAGAAAUUACACCACUGAGAGGGAAAGCCAGAUGGAGCGGGUCGUCCCAUUGUUUUGCUUCUCUCUCUUGGUCCUUCUUGCGACCUGCUCAUCGCCCUACCAUGGCGCAUGGGCCUUACAAAGUGAGACCCUGACCCGGGAGCUCUUGGAAUCGGCGAGGGACCCGGAUUUCUUGGACUGGUUGAGACGGGUUCGGAGGAGAAUCCAUGAGUACCCGGAAUUGGCAUUCCAAGAGGAGUUAACGAGUGAACUGAUUAGAAGUGAGCUUGACUCACUGGGAAUCGAGUAUGCGUGGCCCGUGGCUAAGACAGGGGUGGUAGCAACUAUCGGGUCAGGGGCUCAGCCUUGGUUCGGUCUUAGAGCAGACAUGGACGCGCUCCCUAUUCAGGAACUAGUGGAAUGGGAGCAUAAGAGCAAAAUUGAUGGCAAAAUGCAUGCCUGUGGUCAUGAUGCUCAUGUCACAAUGUUGCUUGGAGCAGCCAAAUUGUUACAGAACAACCGAGAUAAAUUGAAGGGUACUGUUAAACUUGUCUUCCAACCUGGGGAAGAAGGUUAUGCUGGUGCCCAUUAUAUGAUACAAGAUGGAGCUCUAGAUGGAGUUCAAGCCAUCUUUGCCUUACAUGUUGAUCCAGCAUUACCCACUGGUUCUCUCAGCGGAAAACCUGGUCCAAUGCUUGCUGGAUCAGGCAGGUUUUCUGUAAUCAUUCAAGGAAAAGGUGGACAUGCAGCGAGCCCGCAUAAAACUAGAGAUCCUAUUGUUGCCCUUUCCAUGACGAUUCUUGCACUCCAACAUAUCGUUUCCCGAGAAACUGAUCCUCUAGAGGCCAGGGUGGUCUCAAUUGGAUUUGUUCAAGGUGGUGAAGCAUUGAAUGUAAUCCCUGAGACUGUCAAAUUUGGUGGCACCUUCCGGUUCAUGAAUUCUGAAAGUUAUUCCUACCUCAAGCAAAGGAUUAAAGAGGUCAUAGAAACUCAAGCAACAGUGCAUCAUUGUACCGCUGUGGUUGACUUCAUGGAGGAUAAACUCAAACCAUAUCCAGCAACCAUCAAUCAUCCCACAAUGUACGAACAUGCUAAAAGGGUUGGAGAAAACUUGCUUGGAGAGCAGAAUAUGCAACUCCACACAAUGAUCAUGGCAGCUGAAGAUUUCAGCUUCUACGCACAGAAGAUACCCGCGGCAUUCUUUAUGAUUGGAACAAGAAACGAAACAAUGAAAUCCGUCAAAGGCUUGCACUCACCCCACUUUGUCAUGGAUGAAGACGUUCUUCCAGUAGGUGCCUCUCUGCAUGCUGCAGUCGCGCUUGCUUACUUGGAUGGCCGGGCUGAAAACUCGGUAGCAACGUAGAUGAAUCAAAUGGGACAUGACGAAGAUCAGAUGUACAAGAUUUUAGCAUCACAAGUCAAGAUUUAAUUGCCAUAGUGCCAACAAGUUUUGUGGCAGAAUUUGUUGGAAUGUAAAUUUAAAUUAGGGACUACCUCUUCGUUUAGAAUAAAAAUGUCAGACCAUAAACUUGACAGCAGUAGUUUUUAAUAAGGCACUCACAUAAUAGAUUCCAUUGUUUUUUACUCAAAUAUGUACUGUCCAGUUUGUCCUUGCCAGCAGAAACUCCUGCUUUAAAGCAUUUGGAUGGUUAAA